GUUAAAAAAUCUAUUAAAACCCUAAAAGAAGAAAAUUGAGCAGCUCCGCUCCAUCAAGAAAACAAAACCGUUUUGCACUCAAUUUACUCAACUGCUCGGAACGCACCCGAACUCGAUCGUCUGCCGCCGCAAACUUUGAGAAACUCGUCCAGAUAAGAGCUCCCAUGGAGAAAGGAGAUAUACCAGAGGAUGCUAACGACCAUUGUCCAGGUCCUCAAUCUGAAUCUGCUGGAAAAUCUGAUGCUUGUGAAGGAUGCCCUAAUCAGCAAAUUUGUGCCACUGCCCCUAAAGGACCUGACCCUGAUAUGGUUGCCAUUGCAGAAAGAAUGGCUACUGUGAAACAUAAGAUACUGGUCUUAUCAGGAAAAGGAGGUGUUGGCAAGAGCACAUUUUCUGCCCAGCUGGCUUUUGCUUUAGCUGCAAGGGAUUUUCAAGUGGGUCUUCUUGACAUUGACAUGUGUGGUCCAAGCAUCCCAAAGAUGCUUGGCCUAGAAGGUCAUGCGAUACACCAAAGCAACCUUGGGUGGUCUCCUGUCUAUGUUGAGUCUAAUCUUGGGGUCAUGUCAAUUGGGUUCCUGCUUACUGAUCCAGAUGAAGCUAUUAUAUGGAAAGGUCCUCGCAAAAAUGGGCUUAUUAAGCAGUUUGUAAAAGACGUUUAUUGGGGUGAACUUGAUUUUCUAAUUGUUGAUGCUCCACCUGGAACCUCAGAUGAACACAUUACAAUUGUUCAAUGUCUAGAUGCCUCUAAUGUAGAUGGUGCAAUUAUAGUUACCACUCCUCAACAAGUCUCUCUCAUUGAUGUGAAAAAAGAAGUUAACUUUUGCAAGAAAGUUGGAGUGAAAGUUCUUGGGGUUGUAGAGAAUAUGAGUGGCCUGUGCCAGCCCAUCACAAAUUUCAAGUUUAUGAAGGUUACAGAGGAUGGUGAGAUGAAAGAUGUUACAGAGUGGAUAUCGGAAUACAUGAAAGAAAAAGCGCCUGAAAUGAUGAAUUUAAUUGCCUGCAGUGAAGUAUUUGAUAGUAGUGGUGGUGGAGCGUUGAAGAUGUGCAAAGAGAUGGAUCUACCCUUUCUUGGCAAGGUUCCUUUAGAUCCGCAGCUUUGCAAGGCAGCCGAAGAAGGUAGGUCCUGUUUUGCAGAUAAAGAUUGUGUUGUGAGCGCCCCAGCAUUACAAAAGAUAAUAGAUAAGUUGUUGGAAACUAGUGGGUUGUCAACGUUGGUAAGUAACGGAGUGUAGGAGAUUUAUUUUUGGUUGCAUCUUUGUAAAUCGAAACCUAAUUGACAAAGAGUAUGUUUUCCUUUUUCUUAAGUUGUAAGUCAUGUAAAAUUGAAGUGGGUUGAGACAUUUUGGAGUUAACAAUAAAAGUAAUCAAUAGUUUUUUAGCAAGAAUUCAA
Cicer arietinum (chickpea) is the source of this 1390-nucleotide messenger RNA. RefSeq names its product cytosolic Fe-S cluster assembly factor NBP35. Gene Ontology annotation, cellular component: cytosol. The record is from RefSeq and is a predicted model, not a curated record. Gene Ontology annotation, molecular function: ATP-dependent FeS chaperone activity; ATP binding; 4 iron, 4 sulfur cluster binding. Gene Ontology annotation, biological process: iron-sulfur cluster assembly. Lineage: Eukaryota; Viridiplantae; Streptophyta; Magnoliopsida; Fabales; Fabaceae.